CACAAGGAGGCCUAUGGGAGCCUGCGUCGGCUCCACCAAUAGAGUCAAAGCAGGGGGCGUGGCGGGAGGUUUGAAACUCGGCGUCGGGAGUUGAGGCUCGAGCUGCUGUGCGCCCAAAAGACGAAUCGGGGCCUGGCGUCCCCUCCUCGCCCCGGGCCGGGCCCUGCCCCACCUUAUUCUUCCCGGUUGGGAUGGGCUCAGCCAAGAGCGCCCCAGUCACUCCGGCGCGGCCUCCGCCGCACAACAAGCUUCUGGCCCGAGUGGCGGACCCCCGUUCACCUAGCGCCGGCAUCCUGCGCACUCCCAUCCAGGUGGAGAGCUCUCCACAGCCAAACCUGCCAGCAGGGGAGCAGCUGGAGGGUCCCAGUCAGGCCCAAGACUCAGAUCCCCGCUCACCUACCCUUGGCAUUGCACGGACACCUAUGAAGACCAGCAGCGGAGAACCCCCAAGCCCACGGGUGAAACAGCUGAGUGAAGUAUUUGAGACCGAAGCCCCCAAAUCGAAUCUGCCCCCAGAGCCUGUUCUGCCCUUAGAGGCAACUUCAUCUUCUGAAUUGGACUUGCCUCUGGGCACCCAGUUUUCCCUUGAGGACCAGAUGCCACCCUGGAGCCAGACUGAGCUCCCCUCCAAGCAGGUGUUCUCCAAGGAGGAAGCAGGACAACCCUCAGAAACCCCCAUGGCCAGCCAGGGCUCGGACAAGCCCUUGAGAGACCCUGAGACUCCCCGAUCUUCAGGUUCUAAGCACAAUAGACGGAAAGCAAAUGGCAAGGUACUAGGGAGAUCUCCCCUCACAAUCCUACAGGAUGACAACUCCCCUGGAACUCUGACACCACGACAGCCUCCUUAGUUCCAGACUUUGAGGAAGCUGUCCCAGGAGCCAGUGGCCACAGCCAUCCCAUCAGCUGUGACCCCCAGGCAGCUGACCCUGUUGUCAUGGCCAGAAAGGAUGCCUGAGGAAGAGAGAGAGGAGUCAGCCUGUUUGCCCAUGCUGCUUUGGCAGAGAGUGCAUGUGUGUCUGCAGGAAUCCUAGGUUAGAUUGGCCAUGGACUCAGCCUCUGGUGGGGACUCAACGAGGAUUACCCUAAGGGGCAGGGUUUCUCUUGAGGCCAGUCUCUGUGGAGGGCGGGGUGGGGGGCGGGGAGGGACAGGUGAGGUUGGCAGUGUCGGUGUGCUAUGAAAAAAGCAAGGAGCACCUUGAUGGGCACUAGAAAAUGGGGAGGUUGCUCUUUAGUCUCAUUCCUGAGUCUCCAAAUGAAGAGACUGAGGCCCCAAGAGAAGUGACUUGCCCAAGGGCCCUCAGAUCCUAAGCAACAGAAUUCAGAUUUGGAUCCUGACUCUCUGGCCAGUGUUAUUUUCAUUCAGCGCCUGGCCUCUCCCAAGAGAAGCCACACUAUCUGAUUCAGCUUCAGACCAGGGUGGUCCUAGUUAAGCCCCAAGGUUGGGGUCACGCUAGAUCUCCUUGAUUCUGCUUAUUAAAGUUCCCUGAGAUUGCCCUUUCCUCCAGUGGAUGCCCCUGACACUUCAGAGGCCCUGGAAAUCCAGAAGUGACUGGACAUUCAAGGUCCCCAGGUCUCGGGUGACACAGGAGCUCCUUUGGCAGGAAGCAACUAGAGCAUUGGGCGGUGGAGAAGGGCCACUAGAGAUGAUGGUCUAGGUUGGGAACCAAGGGGGAUUGGAUUCUAGGGCUAGAGCUCAGAGUCAUCCAGUAAUUGGGAGCAGUAGAAAGA
Zalophus californianus (California sea lion) is the source of this 1728-nucleotide messenger RNA. It is a transcript of the gene CDCA3, whose product is annotated as cell division cycle associated 3. The record is from RefSeq and is a predicted model, not a curated record. The transcript has 6 exons. NCBI's taxonomy places the organism in Eukaryota, Metazoa, Chordata, Mammalia, Carnivora, Otariidae. The coding region runs from base 192 to 848 and encodes 218 amino acids.